Diachasma alloeum is the source of this 1902-nucleotide messenger RNA. RefSeq names its product beta-1,3-galactosyltransferase 5. The coding region runs from base 146 to 1231 and encodes 361 amino acids. NCBI's taxonomy places the organism in Eukaryota, Metazoa, Arthropoda, Insecta, Hymenoptera, Braconidae. The record is from RefSeq and is a predicted model, not a curated record. Gene Ontology annotation, cellular component: membrane. The transcript is spliced from 3 exons. Gene Ontology annotation, molecular function: hexosyltransferase activity.
GUAAAACCAGGAGUGUAAUGAAAUAAUACAUUUCGACAGGACUAUGGAAAAGUGGUUUUGACGCGUAGAAAGUAAAGAACGACGUCAGAGACUGCUAUUUGAUCCGCCGAAAAUCCCUAUCUGAUUUGACUCAUUCGUUAUCAUCAUGUAUCACGGUUGGCGAUCUCCUCGCUGUCUUGCUCUGCUGACCUUCAUACUUUGCCUCAUCGGUCUCAACCUGCUCGCGUUUUCUCAGAUGACGAUCCGACAUAUUCGUCCGGCCGCGGUGCCUAUCAGAGAACAGGCAUCCUUCGAAGUGAUCGAUCUAUCGAAGGUAAUUGUCCACGACAAUUCGUCAGAAUCAAUGGGAUCAAAAUCCAUACCAAAACCUGUGGCCCCUGAGUCUUCGGCACCGAAACCUCUCAAAUUCCCUAAGGAUUCAUUAGGAGCCAUGUAUCCAGGUGGACACGACGUGGCGAUCCCAGACAAGUGUCUAAACAAAGGUGAAGGCAUAGAUUUGGUGAUUGUAGUUACGUCAGAACCAUCGCGCCUGAAAGCUAGAACCGCAAUACGACAGACGUGGGGUUCUUUCGGGAGUCGACCAAACCUGCGCGUAUUCUUCAUCCUCGGUAGGACAGAAGACACGAAAUUGGAGAGGCUUCUUCAGGACGAGCAAAAGUUACACGACGAUAUGAUAAGAGGUAGAUUCCACGACUCAUACUCGAAUUUAACACUCAAGACAAUUUCGUCACUGGAAUGGUUCGACACGUACUGCUCAGCAGCCAAGUUUCUGCUGAAAACUGACGACGAUAUGUUCAUUAACGUACCUCGACUCGUAUCGUUCGCUAAAAAACACGAGGCGGACAGAAAUGUUAUAUUCGGUCUAAGGGUGCAAAAUUCGCAGCCGAUUAGAGAUAAGAACUCAAAGUGGUAUGCCUCUUUGGAGCAAUACAAACCAACAGUAUAUCCUGACUAUACCAUUGGAGCUGCCUACCUCCUGCCGACGGAUAUCAUUCACAAACUCUACGAAACUGCCCUGAGGGAACCGUUUCUUCGAAUAGAGGAUGUCUUCACUACGGGCGUUGUUGCCCAAAAGCUCAAAAUUAAACGAGUGUAUGCGAAUGAAUUUUGGAAUCAAGCCAUCGCUUACACAGCUUGCAAUGUGCAACGUUACAUCAGUAUCCAUGGGGUCUUGCCUAGGGAGCAGUAUGAUCUUUGGAAAAAACUGUUCGAUGAAAACAGCAAGUGCUAGUCAACGUAGAGGAAGUAUUUCAGCGAGUGGUAAUGUGAACGUGUAAGGGCUCAGUCAAUUUCCCGAGGUAACUGAUUGCUUCGUCAAUUAACAGGAAUGAGAAUUGAAAUGAACAAGAAUCUUGAGCCGGACUCAAUUGGGUAAAGGAGUUGAGGGGAAUGUCCGGGCCGAAUUCUGGCCUUUGCGGGGAUGGCACCAGUGCGUCCCCGUCGCGAACCGUGGGUAGUGUCAAGUGCUGGUGAGGCUUGAUACUUUAACCCCUCAAAGACGGGGUCCAUAUACGUAUAUGGACCCAAGGAAAAACGCAUGAUUCUGUUCAAAACUGGAGAAUUCCAAAACUGUGACAGAUAAUCCAAUUCCGCCACCGCCAUUCGAAAGCUGGAUAGUGUAGCUUCAAUGUUUAAUGCGUUUUAUAAUUUUUCAUGCACCAGAAUUGAUCUCAGUAAUAUUAAGCGCACGUCAGGCUUCCUAACAGAAAGGUCCCGUACGGGAAGGAGUAAUAAAAAAAGUAUGAAUUUUUACGGUUACAUCGUAAUUUUUUUCACGUUUUAAAAUGUUGAUUUGUACUCUCGCGCCUCCUACAUUUCACUCUACGAAACAGCAGAAAUAACUAUGUUCCCAUAGUAAAAAAUACUUUUCCGUACUGAUCUUCACUUUUCCUCGUCCAAGGA